This is a messenger RNA of Gopherus evgoodei (Goodes thornscrub tortoise), 5570 nucleotides long. RefSeq lists its product as uncharacterized. The record is from RefSeq and is a predicted model, not a curated record. Bases 2227 to 4107 code for a protein of 626 amino acids. Lineage: Eukaryota; Metazoa; Chordata; Testudines; Testudinidae. The transcript has 9 exons.
UAGAGCAUUGCGGGUUACAACGUGCAUGUGUAACAUCGACAGACCCUGGUCAUCGUGAGCUGAAAGCCAACUGCUUGUUAACUAAGGCUGUAGAGCAAACUCAUUAAUCUCUUUCUGUAAGUGGUUGUGGCACCACUAGAUAGGACAGAACACCACUGCCAGAAGGUGUGUGGGUUGCGCAUGGAUAUUGCAUGAGUACGGGGGACACAUGGAGGGAGCAUGAGCUUAGGGGUGUAUGGUGAGUGCAUCAGAAUAGGUGGUGCAAUGAGUGGAUAUGGGGUUGCCCAGGGAUAGAUGAGGAUGGGAUUUCAAGCAUAUGAGUAUGAUGGUUGCAUUAUAGGCAUCAGGACCAUGUGGUUACUCAGGAAUGUGAGGCUGCCUGGUUACAGUUGGUGCAUGGGUGGUAUAUGGAUAUGAGGUAUCGGAGGGUGUGUAUUUGGAUGAACAGUGUGUAGGUAUGGGGUUUGUGCAUGAACAUGGAGUACAUGGGGGAUGUAUAUGUAAGGGAAGUGCACGCAGGUGUUGUGCAUGAGUAUAAGGGGGACAAAUGAGUGGGAAUGUGUGGUUAGUGCCUGGUAGAAGACAAACAGUGUGUGGUGACUAGGAGAGGGGUGAACAGAGAUGAGAGGAGUAAAUGGCUAUGGAUUAGUAUUAGAAAUAGGUCACAUUAUCUCUCCUAUUGUUCAAUACUUCAGCUCAAAGUAAAAUGGGUUAACAUUUUGCUUAGGGAGCAAUUUGAAAAGGGGAACAGAGUAUAAGAAUCCAAUACUACUAGUAACACAGCCGCUCUGUAUAUACUAUAUACAGAGGCUCCUGUUCGUGCAAGCCUAACUUUUUUGUCGGGUGCUGAGGAACACCUUAAGGAAAAAAUAUUACAUUGACGUUCAAAGAAAAGAAGAUAGUUUUGAUUUAUCAGGAACUAGCAGGAAUGAGGCUGAAAGUUCCAGUUUCUAUAUACAUCCUGGAAGCUUUGCUGAACAAAAAUCUGAUCAGUGUCUCAAGCAUAAUUUUACAGAUUGUAAAUUCGAAGCAUCUCUUCGAAUGUAUACAGGAAAUUCUGAAGAAUGUGAAAGAAAAUUAUAGAGCAGCCCAGAAAGACAACAGGAAAUUAAGAUAAUCAAAAAGAAAAUGGCACAAGUAACAGUUAAUGUUCUUCUUUAUACAUAUAAAGGAUUUUCCUGUUCAAAUACAAAUGUAGAAGUUUAAUUUUUGCUUUUAAUUUUCCCCUUCUAUCAGACUUGUAUGUCAUUAAAGUACUUUAAGGUUGCAUCUAACUGCUAUGAAGAUAGGCCUGCUAAAAUCAUUACAAUAAAAAGUAAUGUUAUGAACAAGCAGAAAAGCAAUUUGAUAAAGAAAGUUCCCGUUUUAAUAUUUUAGAAAAAAACCUGAAAAUAAUUAGGAGAGACAUGAGCUAUUUUGCUGCUUUACUAAAGUCUCUCUGAAGAAGAUAACAAUUACAGUCAGAGUUGCAUUAAAUAAAUGCGAUAAUAUGUAUGUUUGUUUUUGUUUUUGAAGGAUGUUGUAACUGACAGACCUUUCCCGGUCUUAGUAAGGAGUACAAAAAGGUAAUGUAUAAAUCACAGUAAAUUCUACUAAGCAUUUGUCUUGGGCCAGCCCACAUACAUCAGCAGUGCAAUAUACUGCUACACUGCAGACCCAGGUAUGACUCAUAAGCCACUGAAGCUUGAGUUAUGGGAGUAACUGUAGUUUAAGGAAGUCAGAUUGAUGAGUUUCCAGAUGGAGUAGAAGUGCCACUGACUUAUCUUUGCUGGAAGAGGAAUAUUUGUAGUGGUGGCUGUGGGGAGGUUUGAGAAGUGUAUGUAUGAAGGAAAUGGUGAGCAUAGAAUAACUGGGUGGGAGAAAAUCUGAAAAUUGCAUGGAAGAGCCUUUAGAUUGGCAUUGCUCUAUGGAGCAUAAUUCGCUCGUGAACCUAAAUCCCGAUAAACAGCCGCAAGCAGGAAGGGUGCUGGCAAUCUCUGUGUAAAAGGACAGGAAGAGGAGACAUCGAUCAUCAUGUAUAGAAAUACAAAACAGACCUCUCUCCAUAAAGAUCAAAUCAAGUGCUGAACUCUCCCUAUUUUCCCAACAGAAACAUAAAUGUAAAAAUAAUCUCUGAAACCACAGCACAGAAAUCCAGUUUAUAACUUCAGAACAAAGAAGUUGCACAGCUUCCCUUCCAGAUUAUCUCAAUUUCCUCCUUCCCCAUACACAUCACAAGAAGAAGUCAUGAGGCUCAUUUCAUCAGCUUCAAAGCUAAUUGUUGCGGCGACUUGUGAAAUCUCUUCGGAGGAAAUAAAGAAGCCAGACUGUGCCUCACCCCAAAAGAGGAAAGAAGCUAAAAAUAUUCAGAGAUUGGACCAUUACUACAAGCAGUGUGCACCUCAUCCUGUGAUCUCUCCAGAUCCCCAUGAAUAUGAAGCUAAGAGCAUUGAUGUAUUCUAUUUUAAAAGUACACGGGAAACGAACAAAUUAGAAGAAUCAAAUGCUGACUUUAUCCAAGAAAAUUCAAGGAAUGAUUAUGGGAAAAAUGUGAACAAAGACAAGAAAGAAGAAAACAGUAGAAAUGUAAAUGGACUGGUCAGAGUUGAGAGAUCAUCUAAUAUUUCCAGUAACAAAUCUAAACAUAAGAGUGUACUUUCUAAAACUUCUACAAGAGCAAGUGAUUUAAAUUCAUUGUACUUAAGUAACAUAUCUCCUUAUGCACAACGAACUGACAGAAGUAAAGCUUCUAAAAAAAAUGUGCUUAAUGAAGGAGCGUCCUCUGCCUUGUGCAGCUCUUCAGUGAUGUCUGAAUGCCAAGAUACAGAGCCAAGAACUGGCCGUAUAUCAGGCAUGACAAGCUUUGCUCACUCUCAGAAAACUAAAAGCAUCUCUAGGUGGCUCUGUAAGUCAUCUGAAUUCAAAAGGCAAAAGUCAGCCCAGGUGCCUAGUAGAAAGCAUUCAGGCAUCAGAGGUAGUAAGUCUAGCAAGCUUUCACAGGGAAGGCCAAUGGAGAACUCCCGGAAUAUGCCACUACAUCAAAAAGAAAGAAAAAAUAGUGAAGGAAACAGGGAAUUAAAUGUUUCCACAAAUGCACAGACCGUAAUCAUAAAUGAAAACACGGGAGAACAAACAGCUUCUGUUGUGGCUCUUAAAUGUGGCAUUCACCACAGCCAAAAUAACACAAGUAACAGCCUUCAUCAGAGACCUCAAAGUAACCAGCACGAAAAAAAGAAGAAAGAUUUGUGUGAAUUAGCUACAGGAAAAAAUACCGAAUCCCAUAAGGUCCAUUUCCAAGGUCCAUUGCAGUUUUCCAGAAAUACUGAACAGAAAUGUAGCUGUGUAAACUUGAAUAGUUGUAACAUAACAAGCGACUAUGGAAUUCAAACCAUUGCUUCAGAAAGUAAAUCUUUAGGGACUGUGACACAUCUUCCAGAGAAUGAAAAUGAAGAACACCUUUCUAGGGUCACACUUGGAGCACCUUCCUUUUUACAUCAAGUUUUCCUGGAAAUGGAGCAAGAUGCAUCACCUACUUCAACUGCAUCUGAGCCUAAAGAUCUGGACAGCAGUUUAGAAAAUAAAAGUAUACAACAAUUAUCUAACCAGCUUUUCAUCCUUAAUGAAUCCACAGGAGACAAGAAGGUUCAGGAUACUAUCAGUAAUGUACAUACAAGUGACAGUAUUUUAACAGACCCAUGUGAUUGGCAAAUGGCACACAUCCCACAGAAGGUUCGGUGUUGUUGCACCUGUGCAGAAGAACCACCUAACUUUAUAUCUGAAACAUCUGAUGAAGAACAAGACAGUUUCUCAGAUUCACCUGUGACAGUAACAAGUUUUUUAGGUGCAUUAGAAAACCAACAGUCAGAAGAGGAGUUCACUGUAUCAUCUGUAUCUGAUAGCCUGAGUCUUGGAUCAUUAUACGACGUACAUGAACAGAUGGAAAAAAACAAUUGUGUUGACCUAAAAGAGGAGGAAAACUCAGACUCCAGCACAGGCCAUCUUGAUCAAAGAGUUCUAGAGGAAAUGCAGAAGAUUAGCACCUCUGAGAGGCUCUCUCAGACAGACUCCAUCCAUUUCAGUUCUACAGAUGAAGAAGGGAGAGUAAAUAUGGAUCGAUCGUGCACAUAACAGUGUCAGUACCAGUCAAGUACUGUAUUUUUGUCAUUUUCCACGUUACGUUAGUACAUAACUUAUCAGGUCAGUAGUAAACUGUUAGAAUAAAAAAUGCUUAAAAUCAAACUUAAGAUGCCAGAGCCAGAACAGAUACCAUAUACAAAUAUUAUGGUGUUUCCUUCUCUGAGUUAGUAGGUGUGUAAUGGUAUCUGUUGCUUUAAAGCAUCACAUAUUGCACAAGUUAAGGCAUAAUAUUUUUCACUUUGGUGACAAAAAACAUGACUUUGAGUUCUCACAAAAAAAUCAUGUUCUUGAUCUACCCAGUCAGCUGCUACUAAACAAGCCUCCAUACAUUUAAUGGCUAGUGUAGUGGAUUAUGGGAUUUUUAAAUGUCUUUAAACCAUUAAAUAUUACUACAUUAAAAAACAAUUAUUGAAAAAUAAAGGAUAUUUGGCCUCUCAACUUCCUAUAACUUCUUAAUUAUCACAGUGGGUAAUAUACUGGUCUCAUUCAGGUCAGUGAAGUUUUGCCUUUGAUUUCAACGGGACCAGCAUUUCUCCCUACAUGUCAUGACAUUUCCUUUUGUAAACUACCUAUGAUUCUUCUCACUUUUUGCCGUCACACACAACCCACCUCAAUUAUGUUUAAUGACUCUUGUUUUGUUGCAAAACUUCAUCAAGGGAUUUUGACAGAGCACCCAUGUGCCUGUUGUGACCAGAAUCAAGCCCUACAUUAAUUUAAGCUGUAAUGAAUAAUUGCUUAUGCUUUUAAAAUUAGAUAAAGUGCACCACAUACAGCUAUGCUGAUUUCUACUGAAUUAAGUUACAUAUUGCCAGCUAAAUUAGGACAACUGCAUGUCAUGCCAACUCCUUUUGAAAGCUAUUGUGAUGACGUGCAACUGAAGACCCAGUCAUGCAAGAUGAGACAUGUGAGGAAACCUCUGCACCCAUGCAGAGCUUCACUGACUGCACUAGGGCUUUGUGCAGGUUUAAGGGUCUGCAUGCUUAGCUCAGCUUAGCUUACAGGACUGGGGGUCUAAAUAGUAUUUACUUUAAAAGUGUAAUAUUUGUGACACACACACCUGCACAAAGUGUUACACCUGAGGGAAUUUUGCACCAAAAAACUAAAAAUUCUGCGCAUUUUGUCAACAAAUAAAUGUGGAGGCUCAAGCAUGAGAGCAGGGACCACAGGGCACUGCCUGCAUCGAGGUGGGAGAUCACUUUGCAGACCCCCCACGCCACAGACUCGACGGUGGGGCUGCACCCACCCUAGCAAAGGCCAGGCCCUGCCCCUCUGCACCAGGCAGGCUCAGCCUGGCAGAAGCCAAGUGUGGAGGGGCUUAGUGUGGGGAGAUCCAGGAACGGGGUCAGAGGAUUGUGUGUGGGGUAGCCUGGGUGCAGGCAGCUCAUUGGAGGAUCUGGAUGCACAAAGGCUCAUGGGGGGUGUUUCUGGGUGCAGGGGCAAUGGGAUUCUGCAAG